CAUUAUUCCCAGAGCAGCACAAACACAUGCACAAGUACAAGCACUCUGUGUCAGCCAUGACGUCCAAUAACUGGUGAUUCUGCACCCCAAGCAACAGGAACAUCCACAGCAGCAACUAGAAGCGAGACAACAACAACAACAGGCAUACCAACGGCCGUUAAGGCGCAAUUGAACAGCCCACAAAAUGGAAACCGACACACACAGCAACAACAGCAACAACAACAACUCCAACAAAUUUAACUCACACACAAAGUGGCGACAGGAUAGCAAGCCUCCAUCUCUGGCCAGCAGAACAACAGCAACUCUGCCCCUGCUCCUGCUGCUGCUGCUGCUGUUACCUGGCCGCAUCGAUGCCUUCUGCCCCUCAAAGUGUCAAUGCCUGGGCGGCGAUGCGAACAGUCGCGCCCUGUGCGUGGACGCAGCACUGGAGGAUGUGCCCAUUCAGCUCAAUCCGGAAACAAAGUACAUAAAUCUAACACUGAAUCGCAUACGGAAUCUGGAAUUCACGCUGCCCUUCUACAUGAAACUGGAGGUGUUGGAUCUCUCGCAGAACAUCAUCGAAACGCUGGGCUCCAAGAAUUUCGAAUACCAAACGGAGCUGCGCACCCUCAACCUGAGCAGGAAUCUGGUCAGUGCACUGCAUAAGCAUGCCUUCAAGGGCUUGACCAAUCUGCUGCUGCUGGAUCUCAGCUACAAUCGCAUCGAGACUGUGCAUCCCACGGCGCUGGGUGAUCUGGCGGCGCUGGUGGAACUCGACCUGACCAACAACAAUAUUGUGAGCUUGGAGGAUAACUGCUUCAAAGGCAUGAUGUCGCUGGAGGUGCUCGUGUUUCGCAACAAUCGGCUAUUGGAUGUGCCGGCUAGCAAUCUGUGGCAUCUGCAUGCGCUCAAGAGCCUGGACAUGUCCGAUAAUCUGGUGGAGUUUGUGCGCAACGAUAGCUUCGAGGGCCUCAAGGAGCUGCUCGCCCUCAGCGUGCGGGGCAACGUGAUGAGCGAACUGGAUGUGGGCGCCUUUGAGGGUCUCAUCUCGCUCAAGCAUUUGGACCUAUCGGAUAACAAUUUGACGAUGGUGCCCACCCAGCAGCUCUCGAAACUUUCAAAUCUCACUUAUUUGAACCUGGGCGGCAAUCGUUUCGCCCACUUGCCAGCUGUAGCAUUUUUAAACUUGUUUCAUUUACGCGAAUUGCACUUGAGCCGCCUGGACUAUUUGCAGCGCAUCGAUUCGAGAGCUUUUGUGGACAACACGCAUUUACAGACGCUGCAUCUGAACUUCAAUCCGCAAUUGAGUGACAUACCCAUGCGCCUGUUCCAGGGCAAUCCCAACAUUCUGGAGGUGUACAUGCAGAGCAACAGCCUGCAGACGCUCUACUCGGCCCAGUUUCCAGUGGAUCAGCUGCAGAAGCUCUACCUGGGCGAUAAUCCGCUGCAGUGCAACUGCUCGCUGCUCUGGCUCUGGCGCCUGGUCACUGGCAACUUUGAGGGCACAGAGCCCGCGCUGGAGCAUGCUCAGGGCGGUGCUGUGGCCGCGCUGGCCAAGGAGGCAUCGCUGGUGCGGGAGCAGGAGGACGACACCACUCUGAAGACCGACGAUGGGGUCUCCGCCCUGGCUGCCUACAUAGCCGAGCAGCAUAUUGCCAACGCCCUGCAAACCACCGAGCCGAGCGCGUAUGAGCAGCGACUGGAGGCCGCCGCCAGCGCCAGCUCCAGCAGCAGCUCCAACUACUUGCGCAUGGACAAACAGCAGAUCGGCUGCGACAUUUGGCGGGACGGCGUCCGCACCCGCCGCCAGCUGCUGACAAUGAGCGAGGGCGAGAUCACCUGCCCGGCGCACAUCGUGACCGUCGUCUGUGCGGUGAUCACCAGCCUCCUGGUGCUCAUGAUCGGCAUCAGUGUGCUCUACUAUCUGCGCUUCGUGAAGCGCCGGCGCAAGCUGCUGCACGAGCGCGGCCCGCUGCGCACCAGCAAGAGCAUCAUCAAUGUGCACGACCGCAUCCUGCAGGGCCACCACCAGCCGCUGGGCGCUGGUGCGGGCAUGAGCAUGACCCUGGGCGGCUCGGGGCCCGGUGGCCUCGGCAUGACGCUCAACUAUCCGCAUCAUGCGCAAACGCUGCAGGCGCAUCAUCACUACCAUCAGGCCAUGCCGCUGCAGGGCCACAGCGGGCACGAGUACCAGCAGACGACGCUGCCGCAGCUGGACAAGCUGGAGCUGGAGCGCUAUCUGGCGGCGCAGACAAUUGCCAAUGAGUAUCGGGCGCUGAAGCCCUGGGAGCUGCCCGUCAAGGAGGCGGACGACGAGCCGGAGCAUCUGUACGAGCGCUUCGAUCACUACGAAUACCCGGACACGCACACCAUGACCAAGCUGAAGCAGGCAGCCACGCUCCAGGGCAGCAGCGUGGUGACAGCAGCCGGCAAUGCCAACGCUGGCGCUGCCAACAGCAAGCCGCACGUGGUCUACGUAUGACGUGGACGCGGCGUUCCUAGCAACCAGAAACAACAGCAGCAAAACAAGCAGCAGCAGCAGCAGCAGCAGCAGUUGGAUCUGGGCAUUGAGCUGGUGGGCCUGGGCCUGGGGCUGACAAACAACAACUAUCGCAGCUAUGCGCAGUGUCCGAGCAAGGCGAUCGAUCACUUUUGAAAACAGGGAUAUUCACAGCAGCUGCAGCAGCAGCCGCAGGAGCAGCAGCAGCAGCGGCAGUUUUAUGUUUAAGUAUCCUUCGGUUCUUUUCAGUUCGAAUUUGAGUUUGAGUUGGGCAUUUUCGGAGAAUUUGAUAACUCGCAACAAAAGUUUAACAAGCGUCAAAUGAAACAAGGGAUAUAUCUACGUGUAUAGCAGCAUACUAUAAUAAUAUUAUAAG
Messenger RNA from Drosophila arizonae, 2855 nucleotides. RefSeq names its product Fish-lips (gene Fili). Lineage: Eukaryota; Metazoa; Arthropoda; Insecta; Diptera; Drosophilidae. The record is from RefSeq and is a predicted model, not a curated record. Gene Ontology annotation, molecular function: protein binding.